Molecule: messenger RNA, 1098 nt
Organism: Daphnia pulicaria
Lineage: Eukaryota; Metazoa; Arthropoda; Branchiopoda; Diplostraca; Daphniidae
Product: speckle-type POZ protein-like
Exons: 1
Coding region: 10-1098 (362 amino acids)
Biological process (GO): regulation of proteolysis; proteasome-mediated ubiquitin-dependent protein catabolic process
Cellular component (GO): cytoplasm; nucleus
Molecular function (GO): ubiquitin protein ligase binding
Source: RefSeq, a predicted model, not a curated record
CAGUCGACAAUGGUGUUCACUGUUGGAGUAGAAAACGACAAUUUGAAGUUCGUCAAGUGGACAAUUCCAUUAAAAAAGAAAAUCAAAAGUGCUAAAAAAUUCUAUUUUACUGAAUUAAAUAGGCAAAACGGUGAAAGGGAUGAAAAACAAUUUCAGCUGACUCGUUUCACCAAUUACACUUCUCACUACAGCCUCUCAUGGUCGCACGUCCAUGUUGAAUUUAAUCAAGAUUUCAAAGGAAAAAUUGAACUCGACAUCAAGCUUUGUUUACAAGAAGUCAAAAGCAGUAUCGACGACUCGAAAUCGAGAUCAGAUCAUAGCGAAACUAUUCCGGAUUACCACCGUUCACCGUGCGAAGUUUGGGUAUUCGCCAACAGUGAGAAAUAUUUCCUGAAAAAGUCGAGUGAUUCCGAUUAUUGGAAAUCGGAAUUCUUCCGUGUAGGUAUUCAGGACUCGAUGAAUUCUUCAUCAAUCUUCUUAGAAAUUUGGAUCAAAUUCAACCCCUUCGACGUCAGAGAGAUGAGCGCGCAUCAAAACUUGGCGGACUAUUUGUUUGUCGAGCAAACCAACUGUGACGUAAAAUUUUGUUUUGACGACGGCCGUCAAAUUGGCGGUCACAAGAGAAUCCUGUCAGCCAGGAGUACCGUAUUCGCAGCCAUGUUCAAACACGACAUGCAAGAAGCCAAAACGGGAAAAGUUUCCAUCAAAGACUUUGACCUAGAGACUUUCAGAGAACUUUUACACUUCAUUUACUUGGGAAGGACAAGUGAACCUCUGGACGCAAGUAAAGCUCAGCCACUGUUUCUGGCGGCAGACAAGUACGACAUUUUGGACUUGAGGGAGGAUUGUUCCCGAAAAUUGCUCUCAUCCAUGCAAUUGUGUAACGCAAUUGAAUUGAUGAUCUGGGCGCACAACAACUCAGUCGAUCACGUCAAAGAAGCGGCUCUUGAAGUGGUGGUUCGAAACGGCAAAGAGAUUUGCUUGCAGCAAGACUGGGAAAUGUUAACCAUAAUUCAUCCUGAACUCUGCCCGCUAGCAACUCGGCGCAUGAUGGAAAUAGCGCAGUUUCCAGCAGUUAAAAGAAAGGCGAGUAAUUAA